Molecule: messenger RNA, 366 nt
Organism: Cladocopium goreaui
Lineage: Eukaryota; Dinophyceae; Suessiales; Symbiodiniaceae
Source: the annotation of a GenBank genome assembly
GUCUUCAAGAUGAUGUCCAAGUCCACCGAAGAUGCCUGCCGGGGAUCCAGAUAUUUGCAGAUCUGUGGCCAACUGGUGCAUGAUGAGCUGUGGGAUCCCGAAAGUUUUCAGUCUUGCUUGCAACACUAUUUCGAUGACCCGUCCCACCGCCCGCAUGAGAAAAUACGGAAAGUCAUCCGGAUGGAUAGGAAAAAUUUUUGGGGGCGCUACAUGCAGCACGGCCAUGUGAAAGGAAUAGGCGGGCCCGGUGCCCCCCAUGCCUUUCGACUGGAAAGGUUGGAGGAUUCAGGACUCCAAAGUGAUAGCCAUAGAUUGAAAACAAUGUUGAAUAGUUGUAAUGUUGGGGCAACAUGGUUUUUACUAUGA